Brienomyrus brachyistius is the source of this 2271-nucleotide messenger RNA. RefSeq lists its product as uncharacterized. The record is from RefSeq and is a predicted model, not a curated record. The transcript has 9 exons. Bases 319 to 1779 code for a protein of 486 amino acids. Lineage: Eukaryota; Metazoa; Chordata; Actinopteri; Osteoglossiformes; Mormyridae.
ACAAAUGGAAACUUUCUUCAACUACCCGAUGAGCUCUGAUUUUCUCAGAAUAUUUAUUGUGUCUCAACCUACAGGGCCAUUGAAGGUGGCCAAAGCAUCACAGGUCUCUCAUAAGUGUGUGCUUUUGCCUUAUAAAGAGAGGUUUGUUGUCAUGCCCCUCUUACAUAUCAACAGUUCUAGUACUAGGUUAUAGGUGGAGUUGUGGAAAGUUUAUGUUUGGGAGCAGAGUAGUGGGCGACAAAAUUUAUGUUGACUGACAACUGACUUAACUUUUUGAAGAACUGAAGAUUAACUGUUUUUUUCCACAAAAGUUUCUGUAUGUAUGUGCAUUUUGAUGAUAUGUUUUUGGUUGUUGAAUUUCUGGAAACCAAGACUGUUAAUAUUAUAGCCGAGUCAUGGUUUGAGGAUGGUGUCACUUGGUGGCCAAAUUAUAGUAAUGAUGAACGCAUAAACAGAGCUGUACAAAAGUGUGAGGAACCAAGAACAGGCUGGAAACAGUAUGAUGUUCGAGUCCUCUCAAGAACUGGUGAUUAUCGAAAGGCAAGAGAGAAACUGAGGGCCUCACUGACCUGUAACACGUCUGAGUUACAAACAGACGACGAGGAAGAAGUGAUUAGGAAAAGAAAAAUUAAGCCAAGGCACGUUUUUGGUGAUACAGACUCGGACAAUGAACUAGAAGUGGGUAAAAAGAGGAGAUGCAGCAGUAUCUCCUCUGCACCAGCACCACCUAUUCCUCCACCUACUCCUGACAUACCCUCUGAUUCAGCUUGCCAGACCUCUACUGGACCUCUGCUAAACCUGAGGCAUACUGAAUAUCCCUGUUUUACGACUGUGCCACCUGCCCCCAUUACGACACUUGGCAUGCCUUCCAGUCCUCUUCACCACUUCUCCAUUAGACAUUCUGAACACGGCCGUUACACAGCUCCAGUGCAUGCAGUUACCACCCCCAUCUCUCACAUGCCCUCAAGCUCUAUGAGCCAGGUCUCUGCUACACCUAUUUCUGAAGAACAUCAAGACCAUUCAUUUAACCCCAGGUUUAGACUGGGGAGGACAGGCACUGGACCUAUUCCUUGCUCUGCCGCUCAACUGCACAUCCUAACAUUGUUGGAACAUAUCAAGGAACAGCAGAUGCAGCUUGCUGCUAUCGUUAAUAAUCUUGCUGCACGUAUGGCGACAGACACUGUUGUUGCUGAAAUGCCUCCCAAUAUCAGUUUGCCACUGGCCACCAUGUCUGAAGUUGAGGAGUUGGAGGAGUGGCUUAAAGAUUCAAGAAACUCGCAUGCUAAGCAAAACAUGAUUUCUGCUCUGGGUGCUACAGGAGGACAAAACGCUAAACGAGUCACAUGGAACAUACUUUCAAGGCUUUUCUCAGAUGCAGUAGCCAAAAAAAUAAACUGGAAAGGAGUUAAUGGGAAAAAGUGCUUUAAAGAAAUGCAUACAAGAAGUUUGUUGAUCAGAGCUGUAAGGAAGAACCAGUCUUCCUCCGGUGUAGCAGAUAGUGAGGUCGAUUCUUACACCAUCCGUUGGUUUAACCUGGCGUCUGACCGUGGAGGUGGCCGGAAAGAACGUGCAAGAGCCAAAGAGGCAUCAACUGAGGUGAAAUUUCUAUGGAAGAAGCAUUAUGGCAGUGUGUGUUUUUUUAGCUUUGAUUUUUGCACUUGGUUCAAUUUUAAAAAUGUAACUUGGGUUGUCUUGGUUAUUCUGAGACUUAGACUUGACUCGUGUUCACAACAUAGUACAGUUAGUAUGUGGAAUCAUAUUCUGAGCAAUAGGUGCUGACCUCCAAAAGGAAAAGGACAUUUAGCAUUUAAUGUCAUACCCUGCUACAAUAACAGUGCUCCCUGAAUGCAGCUGCAGCACAUUUGUAUGGCAAGAUAUAAUAUUACAGUAUAACCAUACAAAAUGUAUUUCCUAAACGGCUGUCUGUAGCUGGGUCAUGCAGCCACUUGACACUGAGCGAAACUUUAGCCUACCGUAAAUUGUAUUCUGGACCAGCAAAAUGCACCGUUAUCUUGGGCCCGGGUGACAAAGCAACACCAGUGCUCUACCUUGCUGCCAUGGUUAAUGCGCUUUGAUGUUUUAUGUUUCAAUGAGAGGAAGUGCCAUGUGAAUGCAGUGCACAGUGCAGGAUUCAAGUGUGGCUGCCUGAAUUAGCUCACAGGUGUCACGUCAUUUAAUGCAACAUUAUAGAGGUAAAGUUUACAUAACAUUAAAAAGCAUGUUCGUAAGACAUGAUCAAUACAUUUAAGAACUAUAAAAAUAAGAUAUUUU